AUGCCGCCGAUCCUCGGCUCGCCCUCGCUGCGCGCGAUCUGCCUCCGUCACCUGUUGGCGCGGUCGUCGCCCAGCAGCAGCAGCAUUGUUCCCAACGCCGCGACGCUGGCCACGGCUACGAGGCCGGGUUUUCCUCUGUCGAUUCAGGAACUUAUAUCCCAAUGGGUGCCAGGGAGGCCUGGGAUCCCUAAGAGGAUAGUCUUUACUUUAUUUGCAGGUCUUUCAUGGGCUAUCUGGAAGAACCGUAAUAAAAUGGCCAUUGAAAAAUGCUUCCCACUAAAUCCUGAUCCUGUGAUUCAUAUGGCUAUCAAUCAUCUGCAGAUGUGGGCAGAUUUGUCCAAGGAGGCCGACAAGCAGAGUAGACGCAACUUGCGCAACUACAGACAGUGCACGGAGCGCUACGACUGGUUAACCUGGAGAGUGCUACCAGUCCUGGGCCUACUCUUCUUCUGGACAGAACAAGCGAAUCAAAAAGCUGAAGGAGAGUCUGGCCGAGCUUAG
Miscanthus lutarioriparius is the source of this 501-nucleotide messenger RNA. Lineage: Eukaryota; Viridiplantae; Streptophyta; Magnoliopsida; Poales; Poaceae. The record is from the annotation of a GenBank genome assembly.